Apodemus sylvaticus (European woodmouse) is the source of this 3315-nucleotide messenger RNA. RefSeq names its product zinc finger protein 728-like. Gene Ontology annotation, biological process: regulation of transcription by RNA polymerase II. Gene Ontology annotation, molecular function: DNA-binding transcription factor activity, RNA polymerase II-specific; RNA polymerase II cis-regulatory region sequence-specific DNA binding. The record is from RefSeq and is a predicted model, not a curated record. The transcript has 4 exons. NCBI's taxonomy places the organism in Eukaryota, Metazoa, Chordata, Mammalia, Rodentia, Muridae. Bases 91 to 2421 code for a protein of 776 amino acids.
GUCAGCAUCAAACUUCUGUAUUGUUUCGUCAAACAUCACUCCUUAAAUUUGUGCAGUUGCCCUGUUGAACGCUGUAUUUGGAUCUCUGACAUGGAGGAUAUGCUGUCAUUCUGGGAUGUAGUAAUAUAUUUCUCUGCAGAGGAGUUAAAAUACCUGGGUCCUGCUCAGUGGAAAUUAUACAGGGAUGUGACGUUGGAGAAUUACAACAACCUUGAAUUUCUAGGUCUUGCUUCCUCUAGGCCAUACCUGGUCACAUUUCUAGAGCAAACACAGGAGCCUUCAGAUGUGAAGAGUCAAGGGGCCAUCACUGUGUACUCAGGGGAAAAAUAUUCUACAUACAAAGAAUAUGGCAAAGUUUUUAAGUGGAAAAAAGUAUUUCAAGAUCAGCAGAUAAUUCAUUUAGGUUUGAAGCCAAAUAAGUGUAAAGAGGAUAGCAAAUCCUUCUCUUUUUCAUCAUUAUUUUCUGAACACAAAAGAAUUCAUACAGGAGAAAAACCCUACAAGUGUGAAAUAUGUAGCAAGGCCUUCCAUGUUCCAUCAAAACUUUUUCAACACAAGAUAAUUCACACAGGAGAAAAACCCUACAAAUGUGACGUAUGUGGCAAGGCCUUCUACAUUCCAUUAUUACUUUCUAAACACAAGAUAAUUCAUAUGGGAAAGAAACCCUACAAGUGUGAUGUAUGUGACAAAGCCUUCAAAUAUCCAUCAAGACUUUCAAAACAUCAGAAAAUUCAUACAGGAGAGAAACCAUACAAGUGUGAAGUCUGUGGCAAGGCCUUCUGCUCUCCAUCAUCAAUUUGUCAACAUGAGAGAACCCAUACAGGAGAGUUACCCUGCAAAUGUGAAGUAUGUGGCAAGGCCUUCCAUUAUCCAUCAUUACUUUCAAAGCACAAGAUAAUUCAUACACAACAAAAACCCUACAAGUGUGAAGUUUGUGGAAAUUUCCUCCGCUCUCGAUCAUCACUUCAUGAACACAAGAGAAUGCAUACAGGAGAGAAGCCCUACAAGUGUGAAGUAUGUGGCAAGGCCUUUGAAUAUCCAUCAAGACUUUUAAAACAUAAGAAUAUUCAUACAGGAGAGACACCUUACAAGUGUAAAUUAUGUGGAAAGGCCUUCCGCUCUCCAUCAUCUCUUCGUGUACACAGGGGAACUCACAGAGAAGACAAACCCUACAAGUGUGAAGUAUGUGGCAAGGCCUUCCAUUAUCCAUCAGUACUUUCUGACCACAAGAAUAUUCAUACAGGAGAGACACCAUACAAGUGUAAAGUUUGUGGAAAGGCCUUCCGGUCUCCAUCAUCACUUCGUGUACACAGGGGAACUCACAGAGAAGACAAACCCUACAAGUGUGAAGUAUGUGGCAAGGCCUUCCAUUAUCCAUCAGUACUUUCCAACCACAAGAAUAUUCAUACAGGAGAGACACCAUAUAAUUGUAAAGUUUGUGGAAAGGGCUUCCGCUCUCCAUCAUCACUUAUUGUACACAGGGGAACUCACAGAGAAGACAAACCCUACAAGUGUGAAGUAUGUGGCAAAGCCUUCCAUUAUCCAUCAAUACUUUCCAACCAUAAGAAAAUCCAUACAGAACAAAAACCCUACAAGGGUAAGGUAGGUGGAAAGGCCUCCCAGUCUCCAUCAUCACUUCCUGAACACAAAAGAAUUCAUGCAGGAGAGAAACCCUACAAGUGUGAAGUAUGUGACAAGGCCUUCAAAUAUCCAUCAAGACUUUCAAGACAUAAGAUAAUUCAUACAGAACAAAAACCCUGCAAGGGUAAGGUAGGUGGAAAAGGCUUCUGGACUCCAACAUCACUUCCUGAAUACAAAAGAAUUCAUACAGGAAAGAAACCCUACAAGUGUGAAGUAUGUGGCAAGGCCUUCAAAUAUCCAUCAAGACUUUCAAAACAUAAGAUAAUUCAUACAAGAGAGAAACAAUACAAGUGUAAAUUAUGUGGAAUGGCCUUCUGUUCUCCAUCUUCACUUUGGCAACACAAGAGAAUUCAUACAGGAGAGUUACCCUGCAAGUGUGAUGUAUGUGGCAAGGCCUUCCGCUUUCCAUCAUUACUUUCAAAACACAAGAUAAGUCAUACAGACCAAAAACCCUAUAAUUGUGAAGUAUGUGGAAAUUUCCUCCGCUCUCAAUCUUCAUUUUAUGAACACAAGAGAAUGCAUUUAGGAGAGAAACCCUAUAAGUGUGAAGUAUGUGGCAAAGCCUUUGAAUAUCCGUCAAGACUUUCAAAACAUAAGAAUAUUCAUACAGGAGAGACACCUUACAAGUGUGAAGUAUGUGGAAAGGCCUUCCGGUCUCCAUCAUCACUUCGUGCACACAGGGGAACUCAUAGAGAAGACAAACCCUACAAUGGUGAAGUAUGUGGCAAGGCCUUCCAUUAUCCGUCAGUACUUUUAGACCAUAAGAAAAUUCAUACAUGAGAGAAAUCAUGAAAAUUUGAAGUAUGAGGCAAGGCCUUCCAUUAUGCAUCAUUACUUUCUAAACACAAGGAGAAACUCAUAUAGGAGAGAAUCCCAACAAUUGUGAUGUGUGCGGCAAGGUUUUUAAUUAUCCUUCAAGACUUUACAAACAUAAGAAAAUUCAUACACAAGAGAAACCCUUCAUAUAUUAAGUAUGUGGCCUGGACUUCUAUUGUACAUAAUUACUUUCUGAAAAGAGGAUCCAUACGAGUGAGAAACCCUAAACUUGUGAUGUAUCCAUCAAGUCCUUUAGAACUUUCCAGAUUCAUUCUCCUCAUUUGAUAACUCAUUCUGGAGAGAAACCACAAAAGUGAGGAAUGUGGAAAAGCCUCCUUUACAAAGUCAUUCCUGUAUCUACACAAAUUAACUCACGAAGCAAAGAAUAUUUACAAAUGAAAAGAACAUGUCAAAAUACUCAACAAAUUUAGGAAUUAUCAAAUAAUUUGUUCUGGAAAGAAACCAUACAAAUGUAAAAAAAAAAAUGCAGCAAAUACUUUUGAAGUUCUAUUGCAUGGUCUGAACACAGAAUAAUUCCUAUGGGAAAUAAACACUAUACACAUGAAGAAUGUAGCAAACACUGUUAUUAUCAGUCUUUGAUAAUAUUAAUCAAUAUUAAUUAAGCAAUAUCAAAGAAUUCUAUGAGCCAAGCGGUGGUGGUACACAGCUUUAAUCUCAGCACUUGGGAGGCAGAGGCAGGCAGAUUUCUGAGUUCAAGGCCAGCCUGGUCUACAGGGUGAGGUCUAGGACAGCCAGGGUCACACAGAGAAACCCUGUCUCGAAAAAAAAACAAAACAAAAACAAACAAACAACACACACAUACACACACACACCGCCAAAAAAAAAAAAAAAAAAGAA